Messenger RNA from Scaptodrosophila lebanonensis, 965 nucleotides. RefSeq lists its product as uncharacterized. The transcript has 2 exons. The coding region runs from base 109 to 909 and encodes 266 amino acids. The record is from RefSeq and is a predicted model, not a curated record. NCBI's taxonomy places the organism in Eukaryota, Metazoa, Arthropoda, Insecta, Diptera, Drosophilidae.
UUAUUAUUAAUUUGAUUUUGUUUUUGCGAGUUAACAACAAAAAUAUUCGCUUACACAUACACACACACAUAUACAUUUUCCAAUUCAAAUUACGCAUUUUUGUUAGCCAUGCCCUGCCGGACAAAUGCGGGGAGUUGCGAAAAUCACGGCGAUGUUACGUCGGCAAAGGACACGUCCAAUCAGUUGGUCAUAGACCUGGAUGGUGACAAGGGCGACAAUCCAGCAAUCGAAUUGAAUCACUGUUUUCUAACUGACGUGGAAGUUAGCCACAAGCAGAUUACCGAUCGAUUUGUAGAGCUGCUCAAUCUAUUUGAUAGCUACACCCAAAUCGUCGUUGACGAGCAGAAUUCGAAUAACAAUGUCAAGCCAAUAGCUUUACGACGAUCCCAAUCCGAACUAAUGAAGCGUAGGGACAACCAACAUGAAGAUCUUACCAAAACAUCGGCAAGUCUUGGCAAUAUAAAGCUGUCCGAUUUAACGUUGAUGCCGGCGAAGAAAUCAACAUGUGAGGUGAGCAUACAGACCUCCCGAAGUCUGCUCAAAGAAAAGCUCAUGAAACUGAAACCGAAAUGGACCGAAAAACUGCAACAGCCGAAUGUUCAAGGAUACUUCAUUCCUAAACCCCAGCACACACUGCACAUUGAGGUCGAGUCGGUGAGCUCAGCGACGGAGUUUCAACGUGCCCGACUUCGUGUUCGCCUUUGGAAGGUGAUUACAGAUAUGAUUCAAACAAUGUUUGAAUGCUUUUACAUGAUCGGCGACAACUUCACUUACGUCCUUUUCGUCUUCUUCUGUAUGUGGUGUGUGUAUCUCCUUAUAGAGCAUUACUACAGGUUUCUACAGGGCAAUGUUAAUCAGAAUGCGGAGCUUAAACGCAGGCUGGCUACCAUGUCCAUGCAAAUGAAAUGAAGCGUGGAAGUCAAUACUUUAAAGUUUAAACAAAUAAAAUAUGAAGCCAAAUAUAU